UUUAUUGCGGCGUGGAUGCAGCUUCUGAUAUUAGCUAAUAUUAAUAAAAUAUACAUCUAAUGUAAACAAACAUUUAUAUGUUCUAUAUCUACUGUUGGAAGACUCGAAGUUGAACAAAAGUAAUUUAUUGUAUCAAGCAUGGAGAAUCCUCAUGAGCAGGCACAGAAUGCUUUGUUGUCAAGAAUAAUUAAUAAUAUGGAGAAUCUUAAUGAAUCUGUGGUGACAAUAAAUAAGUGUCUUCAAGAAGUUAAUAGAAGUAAUCUUGAUACAGAGAUUUUGUCUCAAAUGUGGGAGAGUUAUUUGAGAAAUGCUGAAUUUAAUUUAGAAGCUACAGGUCAAAAGAAAGAACCAUUAUAAUUAAGUAGUAAUUUGACUCUUAAUUUAAGAG
Scheffersomyces amazonensis is the source of this 388-nucleotide messenger RNA. It is a transcript of the gene DAD4, whose product is annotated as Dad4p. Gene Ontology annotation, biological process: attachment of spindle microtubules to kinetochore. Gene Ontology annotation, cellular component: mitotic spindle; DASH complex. The coding region runs from base 139 to 357 and encodes 72 amino acids. Lineage: Eukaryota; Fungi; Ascomycota; Pichiomycetes; Serinales; Debaryomycetaceae. The transcript is spliced from 2 exons. The record is from RefSeq and is a predicted model, not a curated record.